AUGGAUCCCAACAGAUAUACCAGUCGUGCGUCUUCUCCAUUUUCUCCUUUAAAUAACGAACGUCAUCGCUCACUUCUCACCAGUCGAUCACCUUACAAAAGGCCAUCGUCGCGUCUCAGUGAACUGCGCGACACAAGCGUCAAUAUCGCUACCGCCAUUAGUCAAACCAAGCAUACCAGUCCAUCACUACCCAAACCCGACUUUUUGGGAGACAAGAAUAACGAAAGCCCUUUACACGCCUUUGGCUCUGAGGAUAAAGUCUUUAUCCAACGCGAUCCCAAAACGGUAGCUCAAGAACGAGCGAUGGAUGAAUUUUUUGGUGGGACGAUGGAGGAUGAUUUGGAUGAUGAUUCCGAUAUUUAUGAAGAGGAAGAAUUGCUGGCGAAUGAUCCUGUGGAAGAAUGCCGGCGACGUCAUUUGUACAUGAGCGGAUUUGGGAAUAAUGAGUCCAAAACGGCGUCACGCGAUCGAUUCAAGACUUUCACACCCAUGGCUGACAGUCCGUCUGAUACUGAAUCCAUCAUAUCCAGUGACGACGACGACAACGACGACGAUGGCGUCGACACACUGUGGUCGAAAUCCAAAGUAGUUUGGGACAGAACAUUCGAGUUUGUCAUGUUUUGGGUGUUUAUGAUUUUCUGGACCAUUAAGGAAGUCACCAUGGUCCUGGGAAGCGCGCUUUAUUUACUUGCAUCCUCCAUUAUCGUGAAUCCCAUUGUUUUCAUUCUUCAAUACUUGGGUUACGCUCGUGCCUCUCCCUUGCAAUCACUCCCUUUCUCUUCAUCUACUGUUCGACAACCAGGCAUGGCCUCCAUUCUAGCUUGCGCCGUCGCCGUCUACACCGCCAUCAUGUUCCUUGCCAGCACCAACAACUUGCGGGACAUUCCCCGUUUAUCGGACCUCAUCGCGUACCCUGGCCACCUACUGUCACCCAUGCGAACUUGGUCUAGACCAUCCUUGCACACCUCCACCCCCUCCAAUCCACUCAUCCACGUUGGAGGCGCACCGACUUUGGACCAAGUCUCGGAUCAAAUCAACCAGCUGAGACUCUUGCUCCAGAAGGAACAAGCUCGCAUUGACGGAUUGGCAAGUAACACAAACCAAAUUCAAGCAUUUGCCGAUCUGGCCGCCGAUACCGUCACCAAAGUCAACGCCAUGCAGUCCACACUCGACCGGCUUGAUAAAUCCGUUGGACACAUGCAACCCAAAUUCAAGGACUUGCAAGACGCCGUUCACGCCUUGCAACAACGGAUACAGCAACAAACGCCGGCCAAUCACGACGAUUUAUACGAUCAACUUCGCUCUUUCAUUGAAGAAAUCCUGCCUCCCAAUGUCUAUGUUCACGUAAAUCAAAAGACGGGAAAGUUCCAAGUGGAAGGCAUCUUCAACUACAUUCAACAAUACUUUGUGGCACGAUCCGAGUUCCAGACAUUGCAAGACACACUGGAGGAUAGACAGGCACGAUCCGAGGGAGACUUGGGUGGCUCUUUGGAUCUCACGUGGGAUCAGUUCUUGCAGGCCAACGAAGCAUCCAUGCAGCAAUUCUUGACCGGUUCGGUCGAACAAGUACUUGACCAACAAAUGAAACAAGGCGUUAUUAUGAGUAAAGACAUGUUCAUGGAACUCCUGACCAAUGAAUUGCACAGUAUCUGGGACGAGUUGAAUAAAUUCCAGGCACCUGACAACGACAAUACCAGUCUAUCCCCUCGAGGCGUGUGGAUGCUGGUGGAACGGGCCUUGGAAAGAUACCAUCAGGAUGUGCUCGGAUCGGCCGACUAUGCUUUGGCGAAUCGUGGUGCAAGAGUGAUUCCUGCUUGGACGUCCGCGACGUAUGUGGCGUAUCCUCGACAUCUCUGGAAACGAUGGCUGGCUCGACUUACCGGUGUCGGUGCUUUUACCCCUGUGUCACCUACGAUGGCUCUCACUUCAGACACCGGAGUGGGUCAAUGUUGGCCCAUGCAAGGCCACAACGGGACAUUGGGAAUCGCUCUUAGUGAACCCAUUGCUAUUCAAGGCGUUACCAUUGAGCAUCCUUCCCGCGACAUCCUGGUGAACAUGACGACGGCGCCCAAAGAUAUUGAAGUGUGGGGUGUGAAAGGACGCCACUUUCGAUCCAAGUUACGUCCCUGGGAGGAGGAAUCCGACGGUCGUGCCAUCAAGCUGGCCGUGGUUCGGUACGAUAUUCGCAAACCGCAAGCCAUUCAAACCUUUGAUAUUGCUUUGAAUCGCUAUGUCAUUUUCGACGCGGUGUUGCUUCGUGUCUUGUCCAACUGGGGGGAUUCCGAUUAUACGUGCUUGUAUCGUGUCCGAGUCCACGGAGCCCCGGCCGAACAAAACCGAUAA
Radiomyces spectabilis is the source of this 2343-nucleotide messenger RNA. RefSeq names its product UNC-like C-terminal-domain-containing protein. Gene Ontology annotation, cellular component: nuclear envelope; meiotic nuclear membrane microtubule tethering complex. The coding region runs from base 1 to 2343 and encodes 780 amino acids. Gene Ontology annotation, molecular function: protein-membrane adaptor activity. The transcript has 2 exons. Gene Ontology annotation, biological process: nuclear envelope organization. NCBI's taxonomy places the organism in Eukaryota, Fungi, Mucoromycota, Mucoromycetes, Mucorales, Radiomycetaceae. The record is from RefSeq and is a predicted model, not a curated record.